AUGUUCUUCAGACUGUUUGCCAUCUUUGCUAUGCUGGCGGUUGCCUUCGCCAACCCCAAACCUGACCCAGCAUUGACGUAUGCAGCCCCAGCCGUAAUACCAUACGGAUAUUCCGCGUACUCACCUCUGGCCUACUCUUCACCUUAUACUGCCGCAGCCGCUUAUCCCUACGCCUAUGGAUACUACUGUACCUUCGCUAAUUUUCCACCUGGACACGCUCCGAUACCUGGACCUUCUCUAGAUGCCAUGACAAUGAUUUAA
Parnassius apollo (apollo) is the source of this 261-nucleotide messenger RNA. Lineage: Eukaryota; Metazoa; Arthropoda; Insecta; Lepidoptera; Papilionidae. The record is from the annotation of a GenBank genome assembly.